AUGAGUAAAGAUUCACGAAAACAUUCCGACAAUAAGAAAAAGAAUCCAACCAGUAUAAAAGGACCAAAGUUAGACUCUUUCAAGAGUGAUUCAUUGCAAACGAAUAAAAAUACAAAAGUACAGCCACCGGAAGACCGGCCGAAAACUUUAGAAGCAAUGAUGCGCGAUAUUGAACGGCGACAACAUGUAUAUGAACAGGAACAAGUGUCAUCGAAUGAAGAAGAUUGUAAUUCCUGCGAAUUUGCCGAUGGAUAUGAAAAAUCCCGCAAAACAUUCUACCGUGAAUUUAAGAAAGUAAUUGAUGCAUCUGAUAUCAUUAUUGAAGUACUUGAUGCCCGUGAUCCUCUUGGAUGUCGCUGUCCGCAAGUAGAAGAAGCUGUUCUAACAUCCGGCAAAAACAAAAAACUUAUUCUACUAUUGAACAAAAUUGACCUGAUCCCACGAUACAAUCUUGAUCAAUGGUUGAAAUAUCUACGGAAUGAAUUUCCAACCGUUGCUUUUCGUGCAUCGACUCAAAAUCAACGUGAUCGAUUGGGACAUGUUAAAGCGUCAUUGAAAGCUUGCGAUGAACAGCGAUUGAGAUUAUCGAAUAAAUGCUUUGGUGCCAUGACACUAAUGAAUCUAUUGUCGAAUUACUGUCGAAAAAAUGAUAUUAAAACGAGUGUCACUGUUGGAGUUGUUGGAUAUCCUAAUGUAGGAAAAAGUAGUGUCAUUAAUAGUCUGAAACGUAGUCAAGCAUGUGAAACAGGUUCUAUGCCUGGUUUGACAAAACAAAUCCAAACAGUUAAAUUAGAUAAAUUAAUUAAAUUGUUCGACAGUCCAGGUAUUGUCAUGUCGAAAGAUGCUAAUCCAUCGGCACUAGUUCUAAGAAAUUGUGUUCGAAUCGAAACAAUUGAGGAUCCUUUGCCAGUCAUUGAACUAUUACUACAACGAUGUACAAAAGAACAGAUAUUGUUGCAAUACAAUCUAGAUGAUUUUGCAGACGCCAAUGACUUUCUUAUGAAAUUCGCCGUGAAACUUGGUGCUUUAAAAAAAGGUGGAGUGCCCGAUACACACAAAGCUGCACAAAGAGUUCUUUCCGAUUGGACAAAUGGAAAACUAACUUAUUUCACCGAACCACCAGAACGCACGCAAGAAAUCAUCCAUACUGAACUUGUCACGCAAAUGAAAGAAGCAUUUGAUAUCGACGCUUUGGUAGAUAAUGCAGAUGAAGAAUAUGAUGACUUCGAGUCAAUCGAACAUGAGCAAAAAGAGGCGGUGAAUGAUGCUUGUUCAUCGCAUACCAAAGACUCUAACGAAUUAACCGUUUCACGAAACAGUAGUUCAAUUCGCGAGAAGUCAGUUGCUUAG
Molecule: messenger RNA, 1350 nt
Organism: Adineta ricciae
Lineage: Eukaryota; Metazoa; Rotifera; Eurotatoria; Adinetida; Adinetidae
Source: the annotation of a GenBank genome assembly